Messenger RNA from Parnassius mnemosyne (clouded apollo), 4824 nucleotides. The record is from the annotation of a GenBank genome assembly. Lineage: Eukaryota; Metazoa; Arthropoda; Insecta; Lepidoptera; Papilionidae.
AUGAAUUCUUAUUCGUGUGACCCCAUUAAUGAAAAUACAACACCAAAUGCAACACCACCUUUACCACCCAGACGCAGUAGUAGUAAUACUCAUAUCACGGAUAAGCGAAUGUCAUCAAGUAGAAGUAAUCGCAAAGUUUCAUGCUCUCGCAGUAAAUAUAGGAGGACUGCAUCGCGUUCUCCUGCAGAGAGUGAUAAUCGCUCUCAUACGUCGCAAUACAGUCAUCGUAGAAGCCGUUGUCGGACACCAGUAUCAUCAAGGAAUCGAUACCGCGUCAUGUCUCGGACAUAUAAUAAACGACAAUCACAUGACCGAGGUAGCUUAAGUAGCUCGUCAAAAGGUAGAAAUUUGUUGUCAGAAUCGGGACGAUCGGGAACAGAAUAUACUCAAAGGCAUUCGAGAAAUACUGUGAAGCGAAGUAGAUCAAAUUCUUCAAUUUUAUCCAAAAGCCAUAAUUCUAAAGUACGGUGUCAUGGUUCACGCGAGUCACUUAGUUUAAAGGAAACACCGAAUACAACGCUGCUAGAGCAAUUAGUUAGUGUUCUCAACAAUAAAAUUAAUGCUGGGUCUCCUGGUACUGCCAUACAUAACGCUCAGCACAUGAUAGCAGAAUUCGACCCACAAGCUAAGUCACAGACAAUGAAAGAUUGGCUUUCUAAAAUAAACGAGUCAGCACAUGUGUACGGGUGGUCAGAACGUCAAACGAUAUUCUGUGCUUUGCCUAAGCUGAAAGGUUUAGCCAAACGUUGGUAUGAUGGACUAACAAGCAUUAAAUAUACCUGGUCGGAAUGGCAAGAUAAACUUUUAUCUGCAUUCCCGUGUGAGCAGAACUAUGGGGACUUGUUGUCCGAAAUGUUAAUACGAAAAACAAGACGCAACGAAACAUUGGAAGAGUAUUAUUACGACAAAAUUAUGCUUGUCAACAGAUGCGAACUUAAAGGCAGGCAUGCGGUAGAUUGCUUGACUCACGGAAUAUUUGAUUCAAAUGUGAGAAUGAAUGUGCAAGGAGCCAACCUUCAAGAACCUGAAGAAGUCUUGAAGUACUUUAGAAAUAUAUCGAGUAAGGUUGUAGACACGGUUAAGAGAUACACUCCGAUUAAUCGUGAUAAUACGGACCACAGUCACAUUAAGAAAACUAUGGACUUAAACGUGAGAAGACAAGUUCUGAUAACAUGUUUUAACUGUGGUGAACAAGGUCACACUGUCACAAGAUGUUCCAAGGAGCUUAUUAAAUGUAAAAAGUGUCGACGCUAUGGUCACACAGAAAAAGACUGUAAUGGAUUUGCAGAUCCAACCAAAAAAGAUCAAAGAUUAAUCCUAAACACCACGAAUACAACCAAAAGUGUACUAAAGAUUACAAAUAACGACAGCAGAGGCAAUAAAUACUAUAAACAAGUUAAAGUAAAUGGUCAAAUAAUAUCAGGUUUUAUUGACUUUGGUAGUCAGUGCACGUUAUUAAGAAAAGAUUUAGGAUUAAAGUUGAACAUCCCGAUUGAUAACAUCAAUUUACCAAAAUUGAAGGGAUUUGGCAAUGGUAUCUUAAUUCCGUAUGGCCGAAUCAUCAUUCAAGUGGAAUUAGAUGGAAUAAAUGAAAGAGUAGAAGCCUAUUUAGUGGAGCCCAAUUUAUUGCCAGCAGAUGUUUUGAUUGGACAAUCCUUCACAGAACUUCCAGAUGUACAAGCGUAUAAAUCUGACACUAAAUUAACAUUUUACAAGAAAUUGGGUACUCAAACUGAAAAACUUCCAAUAGUUAUUAUAGAAAGCGUUUUACUUUCUGGAGUAACAAUUGUUACAUGUGGCACAACAGUUAAAGCGAGCGGUUCUAUUUUCGUUUCUACAGAUCCCUGUUUAAAGAAAGGCAAGGAAUACAUGGUGAUUCCGGGGGUGUAUUCUAUAGAACACGGAAAGGGGACCGUCAUCGUGAUCAGUUUAAAUUCAGAACCAUUUAGUUUGCCACAGGGUACGUUAAUCUCUCGAGCGACAUUCAUUUCAAACGAACUAUUGCCUAAAGUUACAACAGAUGAAACUAUAAUAAAAAAUAUUAGUAGCAUAACAACAAACGACUCAACUAAGACUAUAACUGUCGAUCAGCUUAACGUAGACGAUGGUCUACAAUGUGAAGUAAAAGACAGGCUACUUGAAAUAAUAAAUUCACGACGCGAUUGUUUUGCAUUUUCACUUGAGGAACUGGGACAAACUUCUCACGCUGAAAUGCACAUCAAGCUCAAAGAUGAUGAACCGGUAACCUACAGGCCAUAUCGACUCUCAAUAUCUGAACGCGGGAAACUCAAUGCCAUCAUCAGCGAUAUGUUGACUAAUGGCAUCAUACGAGAGUCAAAAUCUCAGUACGCUAGCCCUAUAAUAUUAGUCGCAAAAAAGAACGGCGAGUCAAGGCUUUGUGUUGACUACAGAGCAUUAAAUAGGAAGACUAUUAGAGAAAAUUUCCCGAUGCCUCUGAUCGAUGAUCAGAUAGAUAGCCUCUCCGGUCAGGUUUUCUUUACGACGCUUGACCUUACUUCUGGAUACCAUCAAGUACCAGUAUCAGAGGAGUCGAAACCACUAACGGCCUUCGUCACUCCAGAUGGGCACUACGAAUACAAUCGUAUGCCAUUUGGGCUGACCAAUGCUCCGGCGGUAUUUCAGAGGCUCAUUUUGAAUCUUCUAAAAAAACGUAAUAUUCCAGGAGUUUUAGCAUACAUGGACGAUAUAAUAAUUGCAUCCAAAACAAUAGACGAAGGAAUUGAAAAGUUGCAAGCCGUACUCGACUUGUUAAAGGAAGCAAACUUGAGGUUGAACCUUACGAAAUGUAAUUUCUUUAAAAAAUCAAUUAACUACCUUGGAUUUGAGAUAUCGCACGAAGGUGUAAGGCCAGGUCUUAAAAAGAUUGAAGCUGUUGCUGCCUUUAAGGUGCCCGAAAAUGUACACGAGGUUCGUCAGUUUAUAGGCUUGUCGAGUUUCUUUCGACGUUUUGUACCGGGCUUCGCCUCAAUUGCCAAACCUAUAAACUCUCUUACAAAAGCAAACGCAACAUGGACUUGGGAUAAAGACCAAGUAAAAGCAUUUUCUGAACUUAAAAGAAUAUUAACAACACGCCCAGUAUUAGCCAUUUAUAAUCCCUGCUAUGAGACCGAAUUGCACAAUGAUGCUAGUUCCUCCGGACUAGGCGGCAUCUUGCUCCAACGUCAAAGUGCAGCUGCAGCGUUUCGACCUAUAGCAUAUUUUAGCAGGCAGACUACAGCCGAGGAACAACAUUUUCAUUCCUAUGAACUUGAGACGCUGGCCGUUGUCGCAUCGCUUAAUCGAUUCAGAGUUUAUCUCAUUGGCAUUGACUUCAAGGUUGUUACAGAUUGCAAUGCUUUGCGUACAACUUUGUCCAAGAGAGACCUUAUACCGAGAAUAGCUCGAUGGUGGCUCUUGGUCCAAGAAUUUUCAUUUUCAAUUGAAUACCGUCCAGGAAAACAAUUAGCUCACGCAGAUGCACUCAGCCGAAACGCACUAUCUUCAGAAAAGGCUAAUGAAUUCUACAGUUCGAAUAGCUUUACUAAUGUGCUACAAAUAGGAGAAGUGCAUUGGUUACAAUCGGUACAGAUGAGUGAUCCCAGACUUUGCCAUAUAAAGGCUGUAUUGGAUGCCAAAAGUCAAGAGGCAAAAGACAUUCAGAAUAACUACGUACUGAAAGAUGGUAAGAUUUAUAGGAGAGUUGAAGGCCAAUUACGAUGGGCGGUACCUAGAGAUGCACGGUGGAAGAUUUGUCAACAGUGCCAUGACGAAGCUGGUCAUUUUUCCUGUGAGAAAACAUUGGAAAAAGUGAAAAGAGAUUACUGGUUUCCUAAAUUGACUCAAUUUGUAAAAAAAUAUGUACGUGCUUGUAUUCCAUGCGCACAUGCCCGACAGCCAGGCGGUAAAAAACAAGGAUUUCUACAUUCCAUACCAAAACCUUGUAACCCUUUUCAAUGCUUACAUAUUGACCAUUUGGGUCCCUUUGUAAAAACCAAACGAGGUAAUAUGUAUAUUCUCGGUAUAAUUGACAGCUUCACAAAGUUUGUGGUAAUAAAAGCGGUCAAAAAUACAAAAAGCAAGACGUCGAUCGACGUUCUUAAGGACGUAUUCGGACUAUUCGGGGUACCGCAAAGCUUGAUAUCUGAUCGGGGAACUAGCUUUACUUCCAAUGAAUUUAAAACAUUCGUUGAAUCAGUAGGACUUAAGCACAUCUUAAACGCAGUGGCUACCCCUCGGGCUAGUGGCCAAAUUGAGCGGUAUAACCGCACAAUCCUGGCGUCGAUCACAGCUUUAUGUCAUGGAGAGGAUGAUAGGAAUUGGGACCUUCAUAUUAAUCAGGUGCAAUGGAGUCUCAAUAAUACAGUGAACCAAAGUACUGGCAAAAGUCCUACAGAAAUUAUUUUCGGAAAAAAUACGGUAAAUGCUUCUGAGACUCACCUGCACGAAAUAAUUUCAUCUAAAGAUAUUUCGCCCGAAACUAUACAGAAAAUCAGGAAUGAGGCAAGUGAUAAGUUAGUUAUACAACAAGCGACAAUGAAGGAACAGUUUGAUAAAAAAAGAUGUAAGGCCAAAGUAUACAAGGUCGGGGAUUUAGUAAUGGCACAAAAGAGUACCAGGACACCCGGAGAGAAUCAGAAACUUGUCCCAGCCUUCAGUGGCCCAUAUCGCGUGACAGCAGUGUUGGACCAUGACCGUUAUUUGAUUUGUAGCGUUGAGGGUUACUCAAAAAAAAAGUAUAGUAACGUUUUCCCGGUAGAUAAAUUAAAGCCUUGGGUGACAUUUAAUGAUUCAGAAUCCGAAAGUGAUUACUGCGACAGUAACUAA